UUCAAGAUCUAGUUUUCCAUGAACAACACCCGGAGUACAGUAAGAUGUUUAACCUCAAAGUCUCUUCUUAUUCUUUCUCUCUUAGAUUCAUGCAAGAACAUGAGGGAGCUCAAGCAAAUCCAAGCCCAAAUCAUCAAAGAAGAAAACCCUUCUCCCUAUGAGGUCUUAAUUGCAGUUGAAAGGCUAAUCUCUUAUUGUGCUGUCUCACCUAAUGGAAGUUUAGAUUAUGCCAAAGCCCUUUUCAAUCAGCUAUCAAACCCAACUGUCAUUUCUUGGAACUUUCUUAUAAGAGGUCUUUCCACAAGUAAAAGUCCACGGGAAGCUAUCUCAUUGUAUCAAACUAUGCAUAACAGAGGUUUUCAACCCAAUAAGUUUACCUUCCCUUUUGUAAUCAAAGCAUGUACCGAAUCGAGCAUGACUUCAUUUGGAGUUUUGGUUCAUACCCAUUUGGUAAAAAUUGGUCUUGAAGCAGAUUCUUAUAUCCGUAGCUCCUUAAUUCAUAUGUAUGCGAAUGGUGAAUAUCUAGAUGAUGCGAAACAAGUGUUUGACGUAUGUUCUGAUAGAGAUGUGGUUUCUUGGAAUGCAAUGAUUGAUGGUUAUGCAAAAUAUGGUAAAAUGGAGCUUGCUUUAUCCGUGUUUGAGAAGAUGGUCUGCAGAGAUGUGAUCUCUUGGAACACGAUGAUUAAUGGGUAUAGUACAAUUGGGAAUAUUGAAGAAGCAAAGAGACUAUUUGAUGAAAUGCCUGAGAAAAAUGUGGUUUCUUGGAAUUCUAUGUUGGCAGGGUAUGUCAAAUUUGGGGAUAUAGAGGCUGCCCGUGGAAUUUUUGGAAUGAUGCCUCGAAGAGAUGUAGUGUCGUGGAAUGCAAUGUUGGCAUGUUAUGCACAGAGUGGCCGCUCGAAUGAUGCUCUCUACUUGUUUGAUGAGAUGCAGGUUCAAGGUAUAAAACCAACUGAGGCAACUAUGGUCAGCCUGUUAUCAGCUUGUGCUCAUUUGGGUGCUUUGGAUCUUGGGGUCCGCUUACACAAAUACAUCGAUGACAACAAAAUAGCAAUCAACACCAUCCUAGGGACUGCACUAGUAGACAUGUAUUCUAAAUGUGGAAGCAUUUCCAAAGCAGCACAUAUAUUCUGUUCUAUAAAUUACAAAGAUGUUCUUGCUUGGAAUACCAUUAUAGCUGGCAUGGCCAUGCAUGGUCAUGCCAAGAAAGCAUUUCAUCUCUUUACACAAAUGCAAGUGGAGGAUGUGGUGCCUGAUGAUAUAACAUUUGUUGCUAUGCUUAGUGCAUGUAGCCAUGCUGGGAUGAUUAACGAAGGUCAGAGACUAUUGGCUACAAUGAGCACCACAUAUGGUAUUGAGCCAAAGGUUGAACAUUAUGGGUGUGUCAUUGAUCUCCUUGCUAGGGCUGGCCUUCUAAAGGAAGCCGUUAAGGUGAUUGCGACUAUGCCUAUGGAGGCUAAUGCUAGUGCAUGGGGAGCACUGCUUGGAGGUUGUAGAAUACAUGGAAAUAUCGAGGUAGGGGAGGUAGUGGGAAAAUGCCUUAUCAACCAACAACCUCAUCAUAGCGGCCGCUAUGUCAUCCUCUCAAAUUUAUAUGCUGCUGCAAAGCGAUGGGAUGAUGUGAGAAAGGUGAGGAACCUGAUGAGAUCCAAGGGGGUUGCUAAAUUGCCAGGAGUAAGCAUGAUAGAAUUGAAGGGGAUUGUGCACCAAUUUGUAGCCGGUGAUCGGUCCCAUCCAGAGUCUGAUCAAAUUUACAAGAAGUUAUCGGAGAUCUCUACACGGCUAAAAAACAUACUUGGGUACUUACCAGAUACGCAGCAGGUUUUGCUUGACAUAGAAGAAGAGGAGAAAGAGCAUGUUCUACUUGUUCACAGUGAGAAGCUAGCCAUUGCUUUUGGGUUCAUACAUUUGGGCCCUCUAGAUCCGAUUAGGGUAGUGAAGAACCUUCGAGUUUGCAGUGACUGUCAUACUAUCACAAAACUGAUUUCAAAGGUCUAUGGUCGAGAAAUAAUAGUGAGGGACAGGAAUCGUUUCCACCAAUUCAAAGAUGGUAGAUGUUCUUGCAUGGAUUAUUGGUAGAUAUACAAGAUCUGCAUGUGAAACAGAGAAUCAAUUGGAUGUUGGAGAGUGGAGCCUGCAAAAAGGAUGCAUGAAGACUUGAUGA
Molecule: messenger RNA, 2161 nt
Organism: Telopea speciosissima
Lineage: Eukaryota; Viridiplantae; Streptophyta; Magnoliopsida; Proteales; Proteaceae
Product: pentatricopeptide repeat-containing protein At1g08070, chloroplastic-like
Exons: 2
Coding region: 19-2076 (685 amino acids)
Biological process (GO): RNA modification
Molecular function (GO): zinc ion binding; RNA binding; protein binding
Source: RefSeq, a predicted model, not a curated record